This is a messenger RNA of Polistes canadensis, 1004 nucleotides long. Its product is annotated as protein regulator of cytokinesis 1-like. The record is from RefSeq and is a predicted model, not a curated record. Bases 132 to 1004 code for a protein of 290 amino acids. Lineage: Eukaryota; Metazoa; Arthropoda; Insecta; Hymenoptera; Vespidae. The transcript is spliced from 6 exons.
UUUGGUGUUACUGUUCUGAAUGUAGGUAAAGGUGUGCAAAACUUGUUAGAAAUUCAAAUAAAAACGGUCGGUAGUAUUAUUUGGAUCUAUUAUUUGUAAAAGGACGCAAUUUGUGAACGUAAAAUAAAACGAUGGCGGAUGCAGAUGAAUGGGAUUCAAUAGAACAAAAGACUUCUACAAUGGUACAUAAUGCGAUAACUCAGUUGCAUUUUAUAUGGGCAGAAGUUGGAUACGAUAAAGAAACUCAAUUGGUUUAUACUGAUGCAGCGCUGGAUCAUGUACAGGAAUUGUUAACCGAUAUGGUAUCAGAGUUUGAGGAUAAGAAGAGAUUACUAUUGGAAGAAACUGAACAGUUAAUGCAAAAUACAUCUAUUUUAUGUAAAGAAUUAAAAGAAACUAUUGAUACGAGUGGAUAUGAGAAACUACCACUAUUCAAAUUACAACAAGUACUUCAACAUGAUAUGGAAAAACUGUUGCGUAUAAAAGAACAACGCAAAACAUAUUUAAAUGAAUUAUUAAUGAAGGAACAUGAAAUAUGCAAACGGCUAGGUGUACAGCCAAUAGGAAUUGAAUCUAAACUUCCGACCGAAGAAGAAUUAGAUAACUUUAAGCUAUAUAUAUAUAAACAGGAAGCAGAAAAGAUCUCCAGGCGAGCUUUAUCCGAGAACAAAAAACGUAGAAGCGAUCUGGGAAAAACCAGAUCUCCAUCGCAGAACGCAGGUACAGUUGACAUGACUUAUGGACAAUUUCAAGCACAUUUGAAAGAGAGAGAGGAAUUGCGUAGCUCCUUGUUACCCGACCAAUCGCUAAGCGCUAAAUCUAUUUUAAAAACUCCGAAACGUACACACGUUAAGCCCUUAAGAAGGAAAUUAUACAACAAAAACGCAUCAUCUAAUACAACACUCAAAUUAUUACAAUCGACUCAAAAUUCUCCUCGUAGUCUUAAGAUAGAUCAUACUCCGAAACUUACAACAGCGCCAAAUGUACUUCCUAUUAUUUUUUGA